GACACAACACAGUGAGACGCAGUCAGAACAGCCAGGGAAGUAGGAAGGGAGAACGCAGAGACAUACCAUAGCAGUGGAAAAUAACUGGGAUAAUCAAGGCCGCCUUUCCAAAGUAAAAGGCUCAGAAUGGAUUCCACACAGCCUACUGCGCCCCACCACGACAACGCGGGCUUCGGGGACGACAACGAUAGACCUCCGUCCUAUAACCAGUCCCAGGACCUGUACCCUACCGUCCCACAAUUGUCCCCGCAACCUGUCGUCACGACCAGCACCAGCGUCCCACAAUUGUCCCCGCAACCUGUCAUCACGACCAGCAUCACUACCAUCGUUCGGAGAAUAGAACCAAAGAGUAACAUGAAAAAUGUGUUGCGUGGACUGGCCUCCUCCGUGCUCAUCAUGUUAGUGAUGGGAGUGUUGAUCUGGUACUUCGCUUUCUUCGAGAGAGAGCUGUACCAUGAAGGUGGCAUUGACCUACCACAACCAACCCCUGUGACCGACCACAACCAACCACAGUUGUGUGACGGCGUCAAAGACUUGAUAGGAGGAGAGGACGAGUCCCAAUGCCUUCGCCUCCAUGGGACCGACUUUGUACUGCAGAGCUUCUCAGCCACCAGCCACACCUGGCGGCCUGUUUGUGCGGAGCGCUGGAGAGACGACUUGGGCAGAGCUUCCUGUAAACAGAUAGGCUACUCAGGUACCGAGUUUGUUUCCUCCACCCAGACGGGUGCAGGCUCUCUGGGGACGGGAGGCUACAGCAAGCUGCAGUUAGGGUUCUACCAACCGGGUGACCAGAUUCAUUCGUACCUCAGAGACAGCCGAACGUGUAAUUCCAACAUGGUUGUCAGUCUGCGCUGCAUUGCGUGCGGUGUCAGUGAGAUGGACCCCAGCACGCGCAUCGUGGGCGGGACCCCUGCGGAUAGGAGGGCCUGGCCCUGGCAGGUCAGCCUGCAGUACUACGGCCAACAUUUCUGCGGUGGCACCAUCAUCGGCCAAUACUGGAUCCUAACGGCCGCCCACUGCUUCCCAUCAGAGCCGUCUGAUACAUCUAUAUUGCGUGUCUACUACGGGGGCGUUCGCCUGAGUUGGAUGAGUUGGUUUUCCAGUGCGUUGGUGCGAAGAAUCAUCGUCCACAAGGACUACAACAUCGAGCCCCAUGCCAACGACGUGGCUCUCCUGAGGCUCAGACGACCUCUGACCUUCACCCGGAAUGUGAGGCCGGCAUGUUUGCCCAACGUCGGCGUGAACCUGAACCCAGAGCGAAACGCCUGGACCACCGGUUGGGGAACUCUGAGCUCUGAGGGGGUCAGCCCGGAUGAGUUGAUGCAGGCCGAGGUGACCAUUUACAGCAGAGACAGGUGCAACCAACGGCACAUAUUGGACCAACAGGUGACUGAAACCAUGAUCUGUGCUGGAAAGUUGGCUGGAGGAGUGGAUUCAUGUCAGGGGGACAGUGGGGGACCACUGGUGGCCAAGGAAGGUGGUGUGUGGUGGCUGGUUGGGGACACCAGCUGGGGCGUUGGAUGUGCCUUACGGGACAGACCAGGGGUGUACGGCAACGUGACCUACUUCUCGGACUGGAUCCAUAAGCAAAUGCAGUUGGACUGAAAAAUCUCUUCAUGAAAUAUUUGAGUACAUGUUGGUUUCUUAUGAUUGUUUUAAUUAUUAGAUUUCAGCAAUAUACAGCAUUUUAGAUGGUAUAUUUUUGAUAUGGUGAAGGGACUGUGUACAUUAAUUGAAAUUAGUGUUUAUUCUUAAACAGAUAGAUGUUUUAGAUUGUUUUUGUUUGUGUUUUGCUGCUGGUUAUUCAACUUUUAUGCAGCAUGCAUAUAAUGGACACCGUCAUGACAGAACUUAAAAGCAGACACGUACUCAAUCUAUUUAAUGAAACGUGGAUGUGAUAGCACUUUUAUCCAGCCAGAAUGUCUUUUUCCAAGUAUCAAAUGAAUUACAUUUUCUUUAAAGACGAAAUGUGUAAGAUUAAAACCCUCCCAGUUAGGAGUCGUUAGACUUUCAUCAUUCAACAAGCUCAAUGACAGUGUUCUGUCCACUCUGAUUUGAAAUCCCUAUGGAUCAGACUAUGAAUCCAGGUAAUUUCAAACAGAGAGCUAAUUGAAAUGUGACACAUUGCGACUUUAAGUAGAAUAUCAACACUCUUUACACAGAGCAAUAUAAAAACAAUACAUACUUGUACAUAGGGUUUUAUAUAUAAAUGUGGCCAUUUGUUUUGGUUUCAUAUUAACCAGUGCAACACAUCGUUCAAUGAUUACUUUAUAUGUAUGUAGAAAGAUUUAUAUUGGUUACAUACAACAAACAGACCUAGGAUUGCAGUUAUUUUAGGGAAAGAACUAUACAAAAAUAUGUAGCACAUGAUGUCUAUGUCAAUAAUCUGAGAAUUUCAGACCAAUUCCAUCAUCUGUUUGCAUUAUCCUGAAAUUCCACAGGUAGCUGCAUUUAGAUGCAAACUACCUCCUAAUAAGGUGCCUAUCCUUGUGUAUUGCAAUACCAUAAGGUUAUUUAUGUCAAAUAAUUAAAUGUUUACAAUAAUAAAGAUUUUGUUUU
Messenger RNA from Gadus morhua (Atlantic cod), 2559 nucleotides. Its product is annotated as transmembrane protease serine 2-like. Gene Ontology annotation, biological process: proteolysis. The coding region runs from base 127 to 1605 and encodes 492 amino acids. Gene Ontology annotation, molecular function: serine-type endopeptidase activity. Gene Ontology annotation, cellular component: membrane. The transcript has 14 exons. The record is from RefSeq and is a predicted model, not a curated record. Lineage: Eukaryota; Metazoa; Chordata; Actinopteri; Gadiformes; Gadidae.